Oryzias latipes (Japanese medaka) is the source of this 5216-nucleotide messenger RNA. RefSeq names its product TAR (HIV-1) RNA binding protein 1 (gene tarbp1). Gene Ontology annotation, molecular function: RNA binding; tRNA (guanine) methyltransferase activity. NCBI's taxonomy places the organism in Eukaryota, Metazoa, Chordata, Actinopteri, Beloniformes, Adrianichthyidae. The record is from RefSeq and is a predicted model, not a curated record. Gene Ontology annotation, biological process: tRNA methylation.
AAUAUAUAUAUAAUGAAAUCUCGCGAGACUUUGAAUCACGUUUACGGAAGUUUACAUUUUGGUACAGGAAAACGUGUUUCUACUGGAAGCCGUGAAAUGAAAAAGUGAUUUUAAGUUUUCUUGAGCUCGUUGGCCUCAGAGUGAAUUUCAUAAAUGAUGCAUUCGGUUCUUAUUAACGCGGUUUUACGGAGCUCUUCGGAAUACGAGGUUUUGCUGGGAUCUCUGCUGUGGCCCAGUGAGACGUGGCCGGAGACGGAGCGAGUGGAAGCGCUGACAGCUCUCAUCGAAGGACUCGGAGCACUUUUAGCCCGCUCAGAUCCACAGCCGGUCACAGAUGCAACAAGGCAGAGUAUUACUGCUGAAAUCGAAUCGGUGAUUUGGACCAGGUGCAUGCCUCUCCUGUCCAAAAUCUCAGCAGAACCAGAAGAUGCGGGCUGCAGGGAGAGCACCACCGCUGUUUGCAGACUUUUGCGUGUUUGCGUCGCGCAGUGCAGCGAGGAUGCGCGGACGCGAGCGGCUCAGUUCAUCCUUCCAUCCCUGCAGCCACAAGAGGAGGAGGGGGAGAUCUCCCAUGGGCGUUUCAGCGUGGAGGUGGCCUCUGAGAGCAUGGCAUCCCUCAUCCCUUUUCUGUCAGCUGAUGAUCACCUCACACAAGCCAUCCUGUCUGCUGCCCUGUCCUCCAUCAGAUCCCUCCCGGACGCAUCUGUCCCCAGAAUCAUUGUGCGGAUCAUCUCAACCCUUCUGAGGUUCUGCAGCGGUGCACGGUCAGACUCCAUCCUCAGGUCCAUCCUGGAGCACGUGUGCGGCUGGCAUUCCUCAGAGACCUCAACUCUGGUGACAGAGAGGUCUCUACUGUGUUUGACCGCCCUGUCAGACCACCUCCUCCAACCACGCAGCCCCCAGUCCCACAGCUCAGAUGCACCCGACCCUCGCUUGUACCUUCAGUUCUGGAGGAUUGUUCAGGAUGGACUGACUCACAGAGACAGCCUGGCCCGUAAGAGGGCUCUGUAUCUUCUGAAGAGAUGUGCAGCUCUGUCUGAAGAGGAGGCCUUAGAUGUUCCGUCUUCUGCAUCAGAAGAAGAUGAGAUGCUGUUCAGGUGGGCUCCUGAUCGGGUGGAGGUGCUCAGAAAGUUCUGGGAGGAUUAUGUUCUGGUAAUGGAGACUCUGGAAGAAAACCAGAUUCAUGUAGUCCGGCCAGUUUUAAACAGAAUCGACACUCUGAUUGAAACUACAGUAAACGGUUGCCAAGGCUCGGAUUGGGGGCUCUUCCACCCGUCCUGGCUGUUGUGUGUGUACCACCGCAUGUUCCAAAGUGAGAACAAAUCCCUCACCAAGGAAGGAGUGUGUCAUCUGGUGGAGCUGCGGGUCCUGCAGCAUCCUGCCUUUGCAUUAUGCUUUUCUCAGUUCAUCGUUGGUCCGUUUAUGGACGUUCUCUCCGAAACCUCACUUUUUCACAGGUCACCUGGGGAAAGAGUCGGGGAGUGUCCAGAGCUGGCGGUGAAGCUCAGAGUCUUCAUGGAAACCUUCUUCACCAGUUUACCCCAGGAGGAGCGAUGUGCUGUGUUGCUUCAGCUCAUUCAGCAGCUGAGCACUAAGCAUUGGAGUGCAGUACCACUCCUCUUCGUGUGCGAGUCGCUGUCUCAACUUCCUCUGCAACCUCUGCUGGGGAUCAGCGGGCUCGCCACCAUCAGGGAGGUUCUGCGAUGCACCAUGAUCACACAUCAGGUGCUGCUGAGAGGAGCUGCGCAGUGUUUCUUGCUCAAGAGCGCCCUCUCUCUCACAGUGGUGAGUGAAGUAACCCUGGAUGAUGUUUUUUCUUUCCUGGCGUGUUUCCGAGCAGAUGAGUCUCUGUGUAGAGGAACAAAGCUGUGGAAUCAAGUGUGGGCCUGGCUUUUAAAACACGAAGACAGUUUUAAAUCAAGAACGAUCGACAGAGAUUUGGAUGCUCCCCCUCGUAAAAAGGAAACGGUAAAAACUCACGUUCAAGAGACGUUGCUGGCCUUUCUCAUGGUGCCAGCGUGUAUGGGUCAUAAUGAAAGGCUGCCUGACUCCAGAGAGGCUGACAAGCUAGCCAGAGCCGUCCUGCUGUGCGCGGAAAUGCAGAGGAGUCGAGCAGGAGCAGGAUUAAUCAGCUUUCUGGACUCGUUGUUGUCUCCCCUGCUUGACACGCUGAGCCGAGUCAGCACCAAUAUGUACCAGCCUUUGAGCAAGAGCGACAAGAGCCUGCAGCUCCUACUUAGGUUGUUCCAGCUUGUAGCAAUCAAUCAGCGUGUCCGCGUGGAGGAAGAUGAUGUGCUGGUUGCCAUUAGGGGAAUCCUUUUCCGGCUUUUUGAUCCAGUCCUGGAGUUUAUCCUGCGGCAGCUGUGUGGGGGGCUGCAGGAGCUUUGUGACGUGGAGCGAGCAGAUCUCUAUCUUUGUGUUCUGAGGCAGCUGGUUGUCGUGUGCCGUUCUUCAUCACAACACCACAAUAAAAUUCACCAAAUAGUUUUCCCUAAACUCAUCAAGUUUGGCCUCACGGCUCUAAAGAACCAAACCCAUAGGGUCCCUUUGGUGGCAGAUCAGGUUGCUAUGGCUGUUGCUAUGGCAUCCCUGGCUACUGUUUGUGACCUUACAGCACAGGAAGGAACUGACAAUCAAUCAGAAACCAGCUCCGCUUUGAAAUCACUGAACGACUAUUUCUUCAGUCCGACUUCUUCACAGCAUCCGACCUGUUUGGGACACAUCAAUCAACGGCUCGUGAAACCACAGCUCAUAGACUCUUCAGGCUGUAAUCUGGAAGCACAAGGGAUUCUGCAGCAGGACUGGGGACUCAUUGCCGCCAGAUUCAUGCGAGACCAGUGGAUUUGCCUGAACUUUCUUUUUAAGACUUUUGGGAUUCCUGCGUCGACAGCUGACGCCCUCCGAGCUGCUUUUCUCUGUGGGCUGGAGGCCCUGACCCUGCUCCCCAGCGACCUGGUGCUGCCCGUCCUCACAUUCAAUGAGAUGGUUUUGCCACAAUUGGUAUGCGGCGAAGAGGCGCUCUGUGUGCAAGCAGUGACUUGUAGUUGGGAGCUCGUGCAGGGGCUGAGCACCAACGCUCACGACUUCUGGCCAGCGCUGAGAGGCUUCGUUUCCAUGGCUUUUCAGCACAGCCUGCUCAUCCUCCCCAAGGAUCAGGCUCCAGACCUCACGGUCACCCUGAAACAAAUUGCCUCUGAAUUAUUGGAGCUGUCUCAGACAAAGAGUGGCGUGUAUGGCGUGCUGACUCAGCACUGCUGCCAGACAUGGCUGGACACUGACGCCGGGUUUACAAGUGUUUUCAGCUACUUGGACAUCGUCACUGAAGCUUGUGUUUACGGACCUUUGAUGAGGAAAGAUCAACGACUCAUUCAGGAUGUCCACACAUAUGUGGAGCAGCUUGGGGAAUCAUGUGCUGCUAAUGUAGCAGUUACAAGUGGUACCAGGGAUGAUCAGUUGCCGCGCAUUUGCGUCCUGGCUUUCCUCAGCCGCCUGGAUUCCACUAAUGUGCUGCACCAAAGACUCAUAGAGGAGCUUGUUUUUGAGUUACUGAAGAAGGACACUGAAAUAUCAAAGUCCAAAACGCGUUACCAUAGCAACUCCCUGCAACACCGUGUUAAAAAUAGAGUGUGGCAAACACUACUGAUGCUGAUGCCUAAACUCAAAGAGGAGUUUGUUGGCGCGCUGCUGAGCCGCGUGUUUGAAGCCGGAUUCGGCAGCAACCACGCCUCAGUAAAAUACCUGAUCGAGUGGAUGAUGAUUCUGAUCCUCGUCCGCUGCCCACAACACAUUGAGAGUUUGUGGAUUUGCUUCAGCAAGACUCAUGAACACACCAAGACCAGCAUCUGCACCUUCUUGUCAGUUCUGGUACAUUUUAAUGUCAUCGUUCCACAUCUUAAGGACAAGGAUGUGCAGCUCCGUAAGGCGCUGGAUGUCACCCUGCAGUCGUGCCUGAGUCACAACUUCAGCGUCCGCCUCUACGCCUUGUUGGCACUGAAGAGGGUGUGGCAUCUGGCAGAAAACAUGGCGGAGGAGGCCGAAGCUUUGAGAUCGUUGUCCUCUGUGGUCGGCGUUUGUCUGACCCAGGCAGAGGCCAUGCAGAGCACCGGAAAUGCUAGCAAGAACUGGAUACGGAUUCAGGAGCACUUCUUUUUCAGUUGCUUCCAUCCCAUCAGGGAUUUCAGCAUUGAGACUAUUUUCUACACCUUCCCUAGUCUGUCAGAGCUGACUGACGAUGAGUGGAUUCCACCGUGGAAGUUUGAGAGGUUUGCAGGGUUUGCAGAAAGCUCAGCGUUUCCUUUGAGGAAUGCUGUUCGCGACUUGGAGCAGGUCCAGCCUGGAGACUGGAUUCAGCAGGACAGCAGUGAACAGGGUAAGGAGGAGCGCUGGGUUGAGGUGCAGAAGAAGAUCACCCCGUCGAGGCUGGGAAUUCAGGAGCAGGAGCCCGAACUUCAGCUGAUUCCGCCCCAAAGGGCUGCCCGACUGGGCAAACAGCCGGGGGCCCUGCUGGUUGUGGCGUCACUCAUCGACAAGCCUACCAACUUGGGAGGUCUCUGCAGGACUUGUGAGAUCUUCGGUGCCAGUGCUCUAGUCCUUGACAGCCUCCGCCACGUCACGGACAAACACUUCCAGUCGCUGAGCGUCUCCUCUGAGCUGUGGCUUCCUUUGUUAGAGGUGAAGCCCAUGGAGCUCACAGAAUUCUUGCAGAUGAAGAAGAGUGAAGGUUACUGUAUUGUUGGAGUGGAGCAGACGGCCAACAGUCAAAGCCUGCAGGACUACCGCUUCCCUGAAAAGACACUGCUCCUCCUGGGGAAUGAGCGGGAAGGUAUCCCUGCUAAUUUACUCCAGAUGCUGGACGUGUGUGUGGAGAUCCCUCAACAGGGAGUGAUCCGGUCGCUGAACGUGCACGUGAGCGCUGCCCUGUUGAUUUGGGAAUACACCCGGCAGCGUCUGACCUCUAACUCUGUGGAAGUUGCCAACAAACAUGAGUUUGUUUGACAGAAGAGCACAUGGUGGCUUUUGUGAAGAUCUUCCUCUUUGACAUUUCUGCAAGGAGCCAAGGCUUCGGCAUCCGCAGGCAUCAGCUCUUGUGCCUUAAUGAAAUUUGUGCAUAAAGAUCACGUCGCAUUUUUCCAUCUUGGUUCCUUUUCUACAUUUUUUGCCAUUCGAGUUUUACGUUGCAAUUAAAAAUAUCACAAUAAAAGUGUUUAUAAAAUUGA